This is a messenger RNA of Vigna radiata var. radiata (mung bean), 1739 nucleotides long. RefSeq names its product vacuolar protein sorting-associated protein 9A. Gene Ontology annotation, cellular component: cytosol; endocytic vesicle. The record is from RefSeq and is a predicted model, not a curated record. Gene Ontology annotation, molecular function: small GTPase binding; guanyl-nucleotide exchange factor activity. The transcript has 5 exons. Lineage: Eukaryota; Viridiplantae; Streptophyta; Magnoliopsida; Fabales; Fabaceae. Gene Ontology annotation, biological process: vesicle-mediated transport. The coding region runs from base 69 to 1481 and encodes 470 amino acids.
UGAAAUGAGAUGAUAAUUGUGUUUGAUCGCGUCCUCCGUCUUGGGCGGUGUGAACGAGGCGGCGGAGAAUGGAAAACGCCGAUGUAUUCUUGGGCUUACAGGACUUCCUCGAGCGCAUGCGGCAGCCCUCCGCCGCUGAAUUCGUCAAAGCAAUCAAAAGUUUUAUCGUUUCAUUUUCGAACAAUGCUCCUGAUCCCGAGAGGGACAGUGCCUUGGUUCAAGCGUUUCUUGCGAAAAUGGAAGCGGAUUUCAGGGCUCAUCCACUCUGGGCUGGUUGCUCUGAAGAGGAGCUCGAAAGUGCCGGUGAAGGGCUUGAGAAGUAUGUCAUGACAAAGUUGUUUGCUCGUGUAUUUGCUUCAGUUCCAGAUGAUGUAAAACUUGAUGACCAACUUUCCGAGAAGAUGGCUUUGAUUCAACAAUUUGUUCGACCUGAAAAUUUGGAUAUCAAGCCACCAUUUCAGAAUGAAUCAUCGUGGUUGCUCGCACAGAAAGAAUUACAGAAGAUCAACAUGUACAAAGCACCAAGGGACAAACUUGUGUGUAUUCUGAAUUGUUGCAGGGUUAUUAGCAACUUGCUGCUUAAUGCUUCGCUUGCUUCCAAAGAGAAUCCUCCGGGAGCUGAUGAAUUUCUUCCUGUGCUUAUUUAUGUAACCAUAAAGGCAAACCCUCCACAACUGCACUCAAAUCUACUGUACAUACAAAGGUUUAGGCAUCAAUCUCGAUUGGUUGCUGAAGCAGCAUAUUAUUUUACCAACAUGCUCUCUGCUGAGUCCUUCAUCUCAAACAUUGAUGCAAAAGCCAUUUCAAUGGAUGAAGCUGAGUUUGAUAGUAACAUGGAAUUUGCUCGUGCUAUGCUUUCAGGCAUUUCAGUUGAUACACAAGAUCCUGGUUCACCUUAUCAAAAUAAUGGACAGCAUCCGGUAGCAGAACCCACUAGGCACAAAAAUAAAGCUUUGAAUGAUAACAAGGACUCUGCACUACGAACUCCGUCAUCUGUUGCAAGAUCAGAAGGCAAGAAAGUUGCUUUUGCAGAUGAAUUACUGAUGACAAAAGUUCCAUCUCUCUCUGAUUUGGAGAAUAAAGGGGCAAAUAUGAUCCUGAAGGAGGACAAGUUGAAUGAAGUUUUCGGGGAGUUUCCAUAUUUGUUUGCUAGUGUAGGGGAUCUAACAGUAAGUGAUGUUGAAGACCUACUAAAUAAUUACAAACAACUUGUUUUCAAGUAUGUCUCUCUUUCUAAAGGAUUAGGUGUCUCUCCUACAUCUCAGCCGCCAGCCGCCCAAAAUAAUUCUGAAGACCGUGCUGAAACAACAAUAGAUUCUUCAGACGGUGGACCUCUAGAUGAGAAUAAUAAAUCAGAAGAAUCUAUUGAUAAAACAGAGGAUAGUUUGGAUAAAGUUUCACCAAUCGAGGAGCAAAAAAUUGAGCCUGGUUUGUCACAGGAUGAGCCAGCUGCUCCAGAGGGUGAUGCCCCGAUAAAGUAAUGAGAAAUAACUUCAACCGUUUUCUAUAGCACCACAUACCCCAUUUUUUCACCUUUUUUUUUGUCUGUAAAUCUAUAUGAUAUCCUUUGAGUGGUGGCUGCUCUCUUUCCUUGUGUCAGGGAUGGCCAUACCAUGACCAACAUGCCCUCUGUAACAUUGUUCUAAAGUAGAUUUUAGGGCUGCAACAAAUAGAAAUUGUACGUUUCGUUUUGUGAUGCAAAAAGAAUGCGAAGAUUUGAAUGUGGUUUUGUUUCAAAA